GGGGUAUUAUUAUCUUUUAGCUACCCACCCUGCUAUAAAACCCGACAUCUCCACAUUGCAGUAGUGCUGCUCUGCUCUCCCUCCCUACUGUGAAUCUGACAAGCCUGCCUUCUCUCGCUCAACUCCACUAUUGCUUUGCUCACCAGCCUGUUUAAGCCUGACAGGGACACCCACACUUCUCUCCGCUCCGAUGUUCUACCGUUCCACUCUACUAGCAGUUCCUUAUCUUUGUAUUGGUGUUGGAAGUGUGGAUAUUCCCUGUUUUUGUGAAUGGGCAUCCGAUGCGAGGUAGUUGUGACUGUGAAUGUACUGACUGACCAACCGACUGACUGACUGACUGAAGGACGGACUGACUGUCAUCUCUGGGUACUCUACUCUGAAGAAACAAUGUGGCAGGUCACUGGACAUCACUGGUAGACUUGGAAUAAUAAACAAAAAAGGAAAGGAAGUAAUUAAGAAGUAAGCGAAGGAGAGGAGAGGGAUGGCCCACACAGAGGAUGACCUGAUCGGGAUUCCGUUCCCCAACCACAGCAGUGACGUUCUGUGCUGCCUCAACGAGCAGCGCCGCUCCGGGUUACUCUGUGAUGUAGUCCUCGUUGUACAAGACCAUGAGUACCGUACCCACCGCUCGGUCCUUGCCGCCUGCAGCCAGUACUUCAAAAAGCUCUUCACCGUGGCCUCUGACGGAAGGGACCAGCAUGGGGUGUUUGAGAUAGACUUUGUGGCCCCCGAGUCGCUGUCUGCAAUCUUGGAGUUUGCUUACACAUCCACGCUGACGGUGACGGCGUCCAACGUAAAGGAGAUCCUUGGAGCGGCUCAGAUGCUGGAAAUUCCCUGCAUCAUCAACGUGUGUCUGGAGAUUAUGGACUCUGGUGAGGGAGGAGGUGGAGGUGGAGGAGGAGAGGAGGAAGAGGAGGAGGAUGUAGAAGAAGAGGAGGAAGAUGAUGAAGAGGAUGAUAAAGACAUGGAGGAGGAUGAUGAGUCAAGGAAGGACGAGCAGGAGGAUAACGAAGAGGAUAAUGCCAGUGAGAGGUCAAUGAGGUCGUCAGAGAGUCAGGACCAGGUCGGGUCAGAGAGAGGAGCAGCUCCCAGUCCACCCAAUACCUCCCAGUACCAGCAGCAGUACGAGCUGCAGCAGAAUGAGAGGAAGUGUCGGGACACAGACUCUCAGUGUGAGAAACCCCGGCAGGAGCAUGAGAGCAUGGAGAGCCGAGCCCUCAAAGACUUUUCCAUUGAAUCCCUGCUACAGGAAGGGCUAUACCCUAAAAUGCCAUCAGUCCUGGACAGGAGGGCUAACUUUUCCCCUCUGCUCCCCGGCUUCUACCCUCCCAUGUGGGCCGCAGAUUUCCCAGGUUUCCCCCAAAAGGUUCUAGACCCCAACCACCAUGCCCAGACUCCCCGCCCCUCCUACCCCCCCCAGCUGGACAACAGACCCCUAGACCUAGUUGUGAAAAGAGAGAUCAUCAAAGAGGAGCUAAAGGAGGAAGUCCCGCCCAGCAUGCUGCAUGGGGACUUCCUGAAAAACUUCCUGAAUUCCGGCCUAUCAGGGAUGGGAGUUGAGAUGGGGGUGGUACGGUCCGAGGGGUCUCACCUCCAUCUGGGCCAGAUAAAGGACGAGGCAGACUUCCGCUCCUACAUGGGCUUCCUGAGCACGUCAAGCCACCUGGGGGCGCUGUUCCCUCCCUGGCAGCUGGAGGAAGAGCGGAAGAUGAAGCCUAAAGCCUCCCAGCAGUGUCCUAUAUGUAACAAGGUGAUCCAGGGGGCAGGGAAACUACCCAGACACAUGAGGACCCACACAGGAGAGAAACCAUACAUGUGCACCAUCUGUGAGGUGCGAUUCACCAGGCAAGACAAACUGAAGAUCCACAUGCGAAAGCACACAGGCGAGCGCCCCUAUAUCUGUCUUCACUGUAACUCCAAGUUUGUCCAUAACUAUGACCUAAAGAACCACCUGCGUAUCCACACAGGGGUGCGGCCCUACCAGUGUGAGCACUGCUACAAGAGCUUCACACGUUCAGACCACCUACACCGCCACAUCAAGAGGCAGAGCUGCCGCAUCUCACGCCCUCGACGGGGCCGCAAGCCGGCCUCUUGGCGCUCAGUCAACAACUUCCUGCAGGGCCCUCCGUGCUCGGCCAAUCACCACGAGGGCGGCAAGACGCUGACUGAGAGGUCGGGCGGAUGCCGGCUUCUGCCCUCCCAUGGGGGAGUUAGAGGUCAAAGUCUGAGCCUUGGGGAGAGAGAAAGACGGGACCUGGGUCUGGGUGGUAAGAACCUGAGUUAUAAGGACUUGGACAGUGACAGCAGAGAGAGCAGAGAGAGCAGGGAGAGUCGGGAGGCUCGGCACCGGUCAGACAGGAAGCAAGUGGUGGAUGAGGUAGAGAUGGAGAGACAGAGGGGCGUGUUCACCUUUGCCCUGGCAGGGCCUGGGGAGGAAGUCCUUACCCACCCUCCAUUUUACAUCCCUGACCCCUGGACCAUGAGACUGGAGAACCACACCCCUAAUAUCCCUGAGCCGGCAAACUAAACAUUUUCCAACUGACACUUCCAAAUGAUAGCUAAAUGACACUUCAUUUCAGAGUUCUAAGAAUCACACAGAACAGAGAGAGUUCUCUGUCUGGUAGAUUUCCCACCUGCUGUUUAGAGAUUUAAGGGGAGUGAUUUCUGGGAACAUAGGUAUAUAGCAAACAUGGUAAAUACUUGGAAAACAGUUGAUGUUAAACAUCUCAGAUCAAAAUCUUUUGAGCUGCCAUCUUUACAAUCGCAAGGAUUUUGAUAAAAACUUUUAAUUUGGAGAAGUAAAACGGGACGAAUACAUUUUAUAUGUUCCAAAAGUACUAAAUUGAAAAACAUUAUACUCUCAGGACAUGACAUAACUGUUUAUUUUUGGAUUAUUAAUGUAAACGUGGAAUUCAUAGUGUAAUUAAUUAAACCUUUUUUUAACUAGGCAAGUCAGUUAAAAACAAAUUCUUAUUUUCAAUGGUGGCCUAGGAACAGUGGGUUAACUGCCUGUUCAGGGGCAGAAAGACAGAUUUGUACCUUGGGGGUUUGAACUUACAACCUUCUGGUUACUAGUCCAAUGCUCUAACCACUAGGCUACCCUGCUACCCCACUAGGCUACCCUACCCUAACAUAUGGCAAUACGUUGUUUCCUAAAUUCCCAGUCUAUAAAUGAAUAAACUGAUAAGCUACAAACUACGGAUUCCAAAUGUACCCAAAGUUCCAGACUUUGGGUACAGUGCUAAUUAACAGGGUAGUCUAAGCCACCGAAGAACAUUCAAAACCAAGAGAGAAGAGAAAUUAUUCACUUGACAAAAAAAAUCUACAUUGAAUACUUGUUUUUACCCUUGUAAUGCAUUGUUCUCAGAUUUUGUCUGCACUAUUGUAAAUAUAUACAAAUGUUUUAAAGAAUUUGACCAUAGUUAUGUUGAUUAUUGUUGUAUUAUAUUUGUUGUUGUUUUUUAUAGUUGAUAACCCCUCCAAAGAUGUGGAGUUUGAUAUUGCACAAACUUGAAUAAGCCUUGUGUUACAUUGCAUACAGUAUGUUCUGUGUUUCUUCUAAAGACCAUGUUGUGUAAAUAAUUUGUGAAACAGAUAGAUUAUUGCUUUAGCUAUGUCACCUGCUGGUGAUUUGAUUGCUGCAGUAAGACAUUUAAAAAGGGUUUCUACCCUAUUUUCAUAUACAGUUUGUUUUCUGAUCUGUGUGUAAAUGUUGUUAUUCACAAUUAUUUGAAUUGAAAUGGGAAACUAUUUUCUUGGUAUUUAUGCAUAUUUAAAUUAGCCUUGGCUAUAUUUUGCAAAUAUGUUGUUUUAUAAAGACACUAAAUGUUGUACUCCUGUGGGUCUGGGAGUUUAAAUUCUGGUUUUGUGUGUGUGUGUGUGUGUGUGUGUGUGUGUGUGUGUGUGUGUGUGUGUGUGUGUGUGUGUGUGUGUGUGUGUGUGUGUGUGUGUGUGUGUGUGUGUGUGUGUGUGUGUGCCCAGUGAGUGUGAGAGAGCGCGCUUUUGGUGCAAAUCUUUUAUAACUGGAAUUAUGGUUUGGAUGCCAUUUUAGAGAACGACACUCAACAUCCUCAAUCAUCUAUUGAGCUAUAGCUUGUAUUCAAACAUCAAUAUUAUAAUCACUGUCUUCAUAAAAGCAUACACAACACCUCGACAUUGCUAUCACAAUAAACUGGUGAUGAUAAUAUCACCAUGAAACAUCAAAUAAAUUGGAUGCCUUGACAUUGUAAAGAUUUGACACAAAUGUAUACCUUUCCAAAUAAAUAGGGCUAUGGAAUUUUGACAUAUAAAGAAUGUUAUUUGAUUGUUGGAUACAAAUAUACUUGCAUUAAACGUUUAUAAUGCUGUAAAACAGUAUUAUGUUGAACACUUUA
Messenger RNA from Oncorhynchus kisutch (coho salmon), 4373 nucleotides. Its product is annotated as zinc finger and BTB domain-containing protein 7C. Bases 482 to 2527 code for a protein of 681 amino acids. The record is from RefSeq and is a predicted model, not a curated record. Lineage: Eukaryota; Metazoa; Chordata; Actinopteri; Salmoniformes; Salmonidae. Gene Ontology annotation, molecular function: protein binding; RNA polymerase II cis-regulatory region sequence-specific DNA binding; DNA-binding transcription factor activity, RNA polymerase II-specific. The transcript is spliced from 3 exons. Gene Ontology annotation, biological process: regulation of transcription by RNA polymerase II.